GAUCAUUACUCUCCAUAGCUCUUUUUUUUUCAUCUCGUUAUUUUCUUUACUGAAUUUAACAUUUAACGAGAAAUAAUGACCUUUGGAGUAAUAAAAGCAAUAUAUCGUGGAGCCAAACGAACACCAAUGAAUACAAAAAGAGGACAUAAUUAUUAUAAAGGUACUGGCUCUGGUUCUAUGGGAUGGCAUACGAAAAGAGGUGGAUAUAAAAUUGACCCCAAAAAAGUUCGUACGUACGUUGUACCAAAUUUAACCGAUUGUCCGUAUCUGCCUUACGUCGAGCCCAAAGCUAAGAGGGGAAUUAAAUAUACCAUUGACACAGAUAAAUAUUUGGAGUUGGCUAAUAAAUACGUAAAAAAAAUAAGUGAAAAUAAAUUAAUGAUUGCAAAUGAAGCAAAAAAUUAAUGUCUCGAAAAACUGUUUCUGAAAUUAAUAAAAAAAUUUUUGUUAAUAAACACGUGAGUUACAUUUUGUUAGUGUGAUUAUUCCCUAUCAAACAGCAUUUAACCUUAUUUAUGAAUGUUUUGUUCUUGUGAUCAUGCUUACAAGUUUAAAUUAUAAAGACUUAAAAG
Rhizophagus irregularis DAOM 181602=DAOM 197198 is the source of this 572-nucleotide messenger RNA. Its product is annotated as mitochondrial 54S ribosomal protein mL41. The record is from RefSeq and is a predicted model, not a curated record. Gene Ontology annotation, cellular component: mitochondrial large ribosomal subunit. Gene Ontology annotation, biological process: translation. Gene Ontology annotation, molecular function: structural constituent of ribosome. Lineage: Eukaryota; Fungi; Glomeromycota; Glomeromycetes; Glomerales; Glomeraceae.